Aspergillus affinis is the source of this 1557-nucleotide messenger RNA. RefSeq names its product ankyrin repeat domain-containing protein. The transcript is spliced from 5 exons. The coding region runs from base 1 to 1557 and encodes 518 amino acids. Gene Ontology annotation, molecular function: protein binding. NCBI's taxonomy places the organism in Eukaryota, Fungi, Ascomycota, Eurotiomycetes, Eurotiales, Aspergillaceae. The record is from RefSeq and is a predicted model, not a curated record.
AUGUCGUCCCAAGAACGAACCCAGACCCCUCAAUUCGAAGAGAAGAAAAUCACAGUAUUCGGAAGAAGAAAUGGACACGCCCAGACCGACUGCGACGACAAAGACGGCCGUCUUGCUCUGACUAUUGCCUGCGCCUUCGGCCCCGCAGACAUCGUGCGAGACCUACUGGAUGAAAGGGCCCAGAUCAACGGCAUGAGCUAUCACACCGCGGUCAAAGUGUCAGAAAAAGAAAGACUCACGGCGAGGAGGAUCAUCAUGCAGCGUCUUAUCAAAGAGGGAAGCGACAUUGAGGCCUGGUAUUCGGAUGGUCAAACGCCGUUGUUUAAGGCCGUGGUUUUGGGGAAUCCGAGAAUGGCAAAGUUACUCCUAGACCACAAAGCCAAGCCUGAUCACGUUGACAAUCAACGGGCAAUGCCACUGGAAUAUGCAGUGGCACUCGGUAAUUGCCCUUCCAAUUCGUCCCGGGACUCUGGGACCUUCGACAUACCAGGAGUUGUGGAUGUGCUCUUGAAAAGCAACCCCGACAUGCUAAUAGCGAGAAACAAACUGCAACUAACUCCAACGGGGGUAGCUAUCUCAUGUGGUAACUCGGAGAUGGCGAAGCUGCUGCUCCAAUAUCCAGGUGGCGACAUUGAGCAGGGCGUAUUGCGUAUGCUUCCUUUGUGCCACGCCGCACUCAAGGCCAACGAAGCUAUGAUAGACGUUUUCCUACAGGGCGGCGUAUCUCUCAAAGGAACGGAUGGUCGCUUCGGGCGAAAUGCUCUCUCCUGGGCCAUCAGUCAAGGCAAUAAAGCCGCUUUCACGCGACUUUUGCAGAUCCCUAGAUUUAGAUGGGACGAUGUGGAUCGAAUGGGCAGGACUCCAUGGACUCUUCUGGCUGUUGUCGAGGGUCACACGACAUUCUUUGAGGAGCUCAGAUCGCGAGACAGCGACGUUCAUCGCCCGGAUCGAUUUGGCCUCACACUGUUUGCGGCCGCUCAGCAUGGUUAUUGUAGAAUUGUCUGGCAAAUCCUCAAGAACAGUCCUCUCAAGCAUAAGCCCAAAGAUCGCUUUGGUCGCAGUCUAACGUGUUUGGAUUUCUUAAAUGUGCAAUUUCCCCCACAACAUCAUUGCUUGGCUACCAUCAACAUUGAAACUCAAAGUACCGCAAUGUCGUCUAUCAUCUCGAGCGACGGGGCCCUUGCCACCUUGUAUGCUGGAAAUGGGUAUCGAGGAGAGGACUCUCCUCUGAUGCUACGGUCCGAUCUCUACGAGAAGGUGAUAAAUGGCGGGAUGAACUCCGCGCCCGCAUUGCUGGCUUUUCUUUGUGUGUGGGCCAUUUGGAAACCGCCACAAUUUCUAUCUACUGGCACGAAAAAUGGCGAUUUAAAGCUGGACAUCAUUGCGUUGCUCAUCCUCGGCAUGGCGAACUUUUCGCAGGCAUUUUUGAACUUCACGGUUUCACGCAGAUCUGGCAGGUGGAUUAUGGGCAGAGGGCUCGAUAGCAUUACCAUUCUUGAUGCUGUGUUUACUGUUCUGGACUGGAGUGCUGCUGUCUUCAAGAUUAGACUCGCAUGA